This is a messenger RNA of Glarea lozoyensis ATCC 20868, 1530 nucleotides long. RefSeq names its product Zn2/Cys6 DNA-binding protein. The transcript is spliced from 4 exons. The coding region runs from base 1 to 1530 and encodes 509 amino acids. Gene Ontology annotation, molecular function: DNA-binding transcription factor activity, RNA polymerase II-specific; zinc ion binding. The record is from RefSeq and is a predicted model, not a curated record. Gene Ontology annotation, biological process: regulation of DNA-templated transcription. NCBI's taxonomy places the organism in Eukaryota, Fungi, Ascomycota, Leotiomycetes, Helotiales, Helotiaceae.
AUGGAUUUUGCACCACAAUCAUUGGUUACACGGGAAAAAGACUGGGCUUGGGAGGACAGAAUUCCUGAUGAUUCCAGAACCCCACCUAGACAGAAGAGCCCGAAUCAAACACCUGUAAACAACGCCAUACAGCCUCCCCGAGACCUUAUAAGCAGAUUCCGAAAGGGAACGCCGAGAUCCCGUGGCGGCUGCAUCACUUGCAAGGCUCGACAUGUAAAAUGUGAUGAAACCAAGCCGUGGUGUAAAAAAUGUAAUAACUCCGGUCGACAAUGCGAAUACGCCGUUCCACCACCGACGAAGCAGACGAAGCGUAAAUCCGGGGCCGCGACCCCACCUGGAGUACAGACUAUGGAACCCGGGGUACAGAAUAUGGAGCCAUUUAUUAUACAGUACCAACCAUCUAUAGAUAUCCCCGGAAGCCAAAGUGAACGAAGGAGUUUCCACUUCAUCCAAGCCAAAAACCUUACCGAGACCUUUGGAAGAUGCGAAAUCGACUUGUGGGACACUACAAUGCUCCUGUACAGUCACAGUAGCCCUACGGUUCGAACAUCACUGCUGGCUUUAAGCGCCAUUUAUGAGGUCUAUGAGGCCAAGAUCUUCUUAGACGACCGGACUCCAGUGAGUUUCGGUUGUCUUGAAACACAUGCGUUUGAGCAGUACACCAAAGCCGUAUCAGAGAUCAUUCGAACCAGAAGAUCCCAUGCUAAAAAUCCAAGGAAUAAUCAGCAAGAUCUUCUCCUCGGAUAUCUUAUAUUCACAUGGAUGGAGAUAAUGCUGGGGAAUCUUGAUACUGCUAAAUGGCAUUUAGAUUCCGGGAUCAAGAUCAUGACGGACAUAGCGACGAACCCAGCGGCAGUUGCUGAACGGAGAGAUCCGGAUGAUGUGUACGGUGCCCUGCAUCGAUCGUUUCUGCGAUUGAAAUUCCAGACCACAGUCGGACUGCAGGCAAUCCCAAUGGUCGCCCAUGGUCCGCCAAAUCAGCCUCCGAACGUAGUCUUAGCAGCAGUAAACGAGCAAGAAAUUCCCACACCUACACUUAUGAUCGGGCCACAAAGUGCGCAAGUUCCCAAGAUGGAACUAACAUGGACACUCGAAGGCCGCCACCGCCAAUUCGAACGACUUCUACGAGCCGAUCAAGCAAUCAGUCUCAAGCCUCUCAACGCAGUUGAUGAAGCAGACCGAAAACGAAGCCUGGCUUUAGUUUACAUCAAAUUAUCUCGAGCGAUGCUAUCCCUCUUGACGGAAGCUCGCUUCCAGGGAGCAGACAAUCUACAAACGUGUCGGUAUAUUGAGAUUAUUGAUAUCAUGGAGGAUAUUGCACGGCGGAAGAUAUAUAUGGAGCCGAGUCCGACGUCGCUUGAUUUUGGGGUUAUUCCGCCGUUGUUUUUGAUACUGAGGUGGUGUAAUGAUUUCGGUGUCAGGUUUCGAGCUAUGGAGUUAUUGAAAUUGGUCCCAUCUCGAGAGGGUUGUUGGUAUAGAGACGAUAUUGUUGCAUUGGUAGAACAGAAGAGUCUCUUCUGGCCGGUUUGA